GGGAAUGAUAGCACACUCAUAAAUGAAUAGCAAAUUUACCUCCUCAUUACCGUCGAUCGGAGUGGAAAAGACAGAGAAAAGCAAAGACUGCGCGUCCAGGGAUAAUUAAACGCGUUUAUGGCGAGUUUUGUGCGGCCAGAUGAAGCGCCAAAGCCUCAACCGCGUUUAUCGAAAUGGGAGAAAGCAGAUAUUCGAACUGAACGACGUUCCCGAGCGAGUAAACAUGAACUUAUGCGCGAAAAUAUUGCCGACAAACUUCGAUGUCCGCUUUGUUUCUGCCUUCCUUGUGUGGUUAUCGUCUUUAUCUUACUCAUACUCAUCGGAAUCUACGUUGUGCGGCCCUAUGUUCAAGGCAGAGGAUUAGUUUCUACCGAUUGCGUGGUAACUCAUGUAGAGGUUUUUCAAGAGGGUUCCUGUAGUCACCGAACAGAGAAAUUCGGUCCCUGCGUCAAAAUUUUCGUGAUGUACGAUGUUGGCCAAACAGCAAAGUUUGAAGCGGUUCUCAUGGAAAACGAGCAAGCUUUAGUUUACUGCGAAAAGUGUUCUUUUACGUUUGGUAACAGUGACCUGUUCGGAAGGUACAGCUCAUGUGCUUGGAACUCUGAUUUAACCAUGGAGGACUGUGUGCCAACAUACAUCGAGCUGUACGGAACGGUUAACAAUACAUUUUCUUGCUACUAUGAUCCUGAAAAUACGGAGGACGUAGCGCGCAUACUCAAGAUCUCAAGCGCAGAAGCAGUGUGCCUGAUUCUAUUUCCACUUCUGUUUUUGCUGCUAUGGCUUUUGGCUAUUGUCUUCCUCGUCUAUGACAAUCAUCUCCGAAGUGUCGUUGAUGAGCAGAUCAUCCAAGAGAACGUAAAAGCUAACAAGUAUCCUAACAGGGGUGGGGUAAGAAAUGGAGGGACUCUGCCGCUGAGCAAGCAAAAUGGUGGUUUAGACUUGGAUACUUCAACAAUUGGAAGCGUGGAGUCGACUGCGGUCAGCGCCAACGCAACACCACGCACGCGCCGGAGGAGAAAGAAGAAAAUGCCAUGCGCGAGGCAGCAUUAUCAAUUCGACUACCUUGAUGAAGGGAUUUUACUAGAAGAUAAGCCCCUGUCGUAUUCAACCGACCACCCUUAUAGUUACAGCUUUGUGACUGUAGACACUUCGCCUGUGUGUACAUGCAAUCACAACGGAUUUCUAGAGGCAGGGUUUGAUCGACUGCCACAAAGAGAUUUAUACACAAGCUUCACACCAGCAUUUGGUACACCAAACCGAAGCUACCCUUCGCGUUACUCUGGUCGGCCAAGUUGGAGUUUACCAGAGUCCUUUGUAUGAUCUAACACUCUCGUCUCCGGAAGAGUGCUCGUUAGUUUCUGGUUGUUCUUGUUGUUAGCUAGACUAUGAGUAUUCCCUCCUCCCCGCUUGAUCCUUUGCGCGAUUGAUUAGCAACUAUCCUGGCGGUGUGUGGACCUUAAGAUCCAAAACAAACCAACCAAAAGAGCACAAGGAAAAAGACAAAGUCCGUCUAAUAUUUGUCCGAACCUGCAGUUUUAUUUCGAAAUCGAUCAUCCUAGUGAUACGUAGAAAUCGAUAACCGUAUAUGCAAUGUUUGGGAUAACGAGACUGCUAGAAAGAUGGCUGCAAAACGGCGACACUAAUGAAGAUGUCGAAAGAGUUCAAAUGACAAACUAUCUAGAAUACGUUUGAAACGGAAAACCCAUCAUCUAUUUUGACUAAAUGAGGGUAUUUAAGUGAGAAAAAACAAAGAAAUGAUGAAAUAAAAUAUAAACGUUU
Pocillopora verrucosa is the source of this 1779-nucleotide messenger RNA. The record is from RefSeq and is a predicted model, not a curated record. Lineage: Eukaryota; Metazoa; Cnidaria; Anthozoa; Scleractinia; Pocilloporidae.